This is a messenger RNA of Rotaria sp. Silwood1, 444 nucleotides long. The record is from the annotation of a GenBank genome assembly. NCBI's taxonomy places the organism in Eukaryota, Metazoa, Rotifera, Eurotatoria, Philodinida, Philodinidae.
AUGUCCAUCGUAUUACCAGGUGCUAUAUUAAUGGGUCAUAAUCGGCUGGCACCUUGUUCACUCGUUUUGCCUGACGAUCGAUUUCCUGAACAUACCGAUUGUGCAUAUAUAUAUUUAACAACGGCUACCGGUACAAGAAGAGCGAUUAAACAAAGUGGAGCAAAUCAUUUAUCACACAAAUUAAUUACAAAUUCACCAACAAAAAUGCGAAAUAAAAAACAAAACGAAUAUAUUCCUUCAUCAUCACCAUCAACUAAACGAAAGCAUGAUGAAUCUUUGCUUGAAUACGGAAAGCAAAUGAAUGAUAUUAGCAAUUGCUUGGAAACUGUUAUGAAACAACAAGGAGUUAUUGUUGAUGGUCUUCAAGCAUUUCGUAAAAGUCAUGAGAAAAUUAAUAAAAUGACAACUUCAUUACUUCAUGCAAAUAAACUUAAUCAGCAUUAA